Artibeus jamaicensis (Jamaican fruit-eating bat) is the source of this 1695-nucleotide messenger RNA. RefSeq names its product mitochondrial inner membrane protein MPV17 (gene MPV17). The coding region runs from base 273 to 803 and encodes 176 amino acids. Gene Ontology annotation, cellular component: membrane; cytoplasm. The transcript has 8 exons. The record is from RefSeq and is a predicted model, not a curated record. Lineage: Eukaryota; Metazoa; Chordata; Mammalia; Chiroptera; Phyllostomidae.
GGGCGAUAAGAGACAAGGGUCGGACCAAAGUGGGGAGAGUGGCAGGUGCGGCCCAAAUCAAGGCCCGGCUUAAUCAACUUGGAAAAGCGGUUACUCCCCCAGAGCCGAGCCGCUCACCACGAGUGUUAGUGACGAAUCAGUCCACUCCCACUUCUGUUCUGGCUACCCGAGGAGGCCUUCUGACCAGCUAUGCGGAAGGGGCGGGGCUCACAGCGGAAGUCCUUCCGUCCGUUCAGGUCACGUGCCAGUGGCUGAUCCUGCGCCCAGGAAGCAUGGCACUCUGGCGGGCAUACCAGCGGGCGCUGACUGCUCACCCGUGGAAAGUGCAGGUCCUGACAGCUGGGUCCCUGAUGGGCCUGGGUGACAUUAUCUCACAGCAGCUGGUGGAGAGGCGAGGUCUGCGGAAACACCAGAUUGGCCGGACCCUAACCAUGGUCUCCCUGGGCUGUGGCUUUGUGGGCCCUGUGGUAGGAGGCUGGUACAGGGUUCUGGACCGGCUCAUCCCCGGCACCACCAAGGUGGGUGCUCUGAAGAAGAUGCUGUUGGAUCAGGGGGGCUUUGCCCCGUGUUUUCUAGGAUGUUUCCUCCCAAUGGUAGGGGCACUCAAUGGACUGUCAGCCCAGGAAAACUGGGCCAAACUCCAGCGGGAUUAUCCUGAUGCCCUCAUCACCAACUACUAUCUCUGGCCUGCUGUGCAGCUCGCCAACUUCUACCUGGUUCCCCUUUAUUACAGGCUGGCUGUCGUCCAGUGUGUGGCUGUCAUCUGGAACUCCUACCUGUCCUGGAAGGCACAUCGGCUCUAAGCUUGCCUCGUACCACUGCUUCUGCCGUACAGUAAUGCAGCUUGACUCUGGAACGGCCAGAUGACCUCCUCAAAAUGGGCACCUCCGUUUUCACGGGGUUUGGUUGAUGGUCAGAAUGGGAUCAGUCCUAUGAAACGACCCAUUUCACUCUGAAGUGUAAACUGACUCCUUUUGAACUCACUGACAUUUCUGUGAUGGUCUUGUGUCCACCCCACAGCAGCCAUUCCGUAAAUACUUGUGGAGCCGUAUAACCGUGGCAACUGCAGCUUAUUCCCAUGUCCUGGCAAAUGCUGUUUACCCCCACUCUUCACAGAUGCAUUGGUUGCUCUGGCCAACCCCAGCCCCAGGGUAGGUCCAGUUCUUUGGGGACGCCCUCAAGCUCUGUAUGUGGUACCUCCAUAACUAUGUUAUAAAAAUGUAAUCUGGAACCCGCAGGGGCAACGAGUAAGACCCAACAGAAAAAUACUGGGAGUCAAAAUCUGUGGAGACGGAAAGAAGCCUAGAGACCAUGAGCCCCAUCUCCUCUUACAGAUGAGGACACUGGGGUCCAUAGAAGCGAGGUGGCCUGUCCCCUCCCCAGGUUAGUGGCAGAGUAGAAACUUCAACCCACGUCCUGUAGGUUGAACUUUUGUAUGACCCUCAAAUUCAUAUAGUGGAAAACCUAAGGUUUAAGGUGAUAAUAUUAGGAGGGGGACCUUCAGGGGUGAUUAGGUCACAAGGGCAGAGCCUUCCUGGGAUCAGUACCACCAUAAAAGAUGCCAUGUGAGGACACAGCAAGAAAGUGCCAUUUACGAGCCAUUAAGCAGGUCUUCACCAGAACCCGAAUCUGCUGGCACUAUGAUCUUGGACUUCCAGGCCUCCAGAACUCUGAGAAAUAAAUGUUUGUAAGCCA